Messenger RNA from Fusarium sp. VM40, 3642 nucleotides. The record is from the annotation of a GenBank genome assembly. NCBI's taxonomy places the organism in Eukaryota, Fungi, Ascomycota, Sordariomycetes, Hypocreales, Nectriaceae.
AUGGACGUCGCUCAAGCAGUCUCGGGGUACAUCAACAAGGUGGUUGCGACAAGCGAUACGUCGUCCUCCAAGAUGAAAAUCCUUCUGCUCGACAAAGAAACUGUCUCUAUCGUUUCAACUGCGGUCACACAGUCAGCCCUCCUCAACCAUGAGGUCUAUCUCAUCGACCGCCUUGACAAUACAGCUCGCGAGAAGAUGCGACACCUGAGAUGUCUGUCUUUCGUUCGGCCAUCACCUGAAUCAAUCCAACUACUUAUAGAUGAGCUGCGAGACCCAAAGUAUGGCGAGUAUCAUUUGUACUUCACAAAUGUUGUCAAAAAGUCGUCUUUGGAACGCUUGGCUGAGGCUGAUGAUCAUGAGGUGGUCAAGCUGGUACAAGAGCAUUUCGCCGACUAUAAUGUUAUCAACCCGGACCUAUUCUCCUUUGGUUUUACUCUUCCUCAACAACGCAUCUGGGCUGGGGGUCCAGAUACAUGGAACCCCGACUCACUGCAGCGGUGCUCAGAGGGUCUUGUUGCUGUGCUGCUCUCACUGAAGAAGAAGCCCCUUAUCAGAUAUCAAAAAACGAGUCCCUUGGCGAAGAAACUUGCGACAGAGGUUCGAUAUCUGAUGACACAAGAGAACUCCCUAUUUGACUUUCGAAAAGUCGACACCCCUCCCAUUCUUCUUGUACUGGAUCGCCGCGAAGAUCCGGUAACACCGCUGCUUACGCAAUGGACAUAUCAGGCUAUGGUUCAUCACCUAUUGGGCAUCCAGAACGGGCGCGUUGAUCUGAGUGAUGUUCCGGACAUCAGUCCAGAGCAAAAGGAAAUUGUCUUAUCCCAGGAUCAAGAUCCGUUCUUCAAGAAGAACAUGUUCCUUAAUUUCGGUGAUCUCGGAGGUAACAUCAAGGAAUACGUUGGUCAGUUUCAAUCCAAGACAAAGAAUAAUGAGAACAUUGAUUCAAUAUCCGAUAUGAAGAGAUUUAUCGAGGAAUAUCCAGAGUUUCGCAAGCUCUCUGGCAAUGUCAGCAAGCACGUUACUCUGGUGUCGGAGCUCAGCAGACGUGUGGCAGCCGAUAACCUGCUAGAAGUGAGCGAGCUGGAGCAAAGCCUAGCUUGCAAUGAGAACCAUGGAACAGAUGUAAAGAAUAUUCAACGUCUCAUCCAAUCACCAAACGUCACACCAGAGAACAAAAUGAGCCUUGUUGCCUUGUACGCUCUUCGCUAUCAUAGACACCCCUCCAACUCUUUGGCUAUGCUCACAGAUCUUCUUGUUGCUGCUGGAAAUGUGUCCCCACGAGAAGCAGAUCUGGUCGGCAAGCUGACGGCGUAUCACACAUCCCUCCAGGCGUCACAGUCUCAGGGUGGAAUUUCAGAAAUCUUUGAGUCGGCAGGCAUCUUCUCUGCUACUUCAAACCGCUUCAAGGGACUCAAGGGAGUAGAGAAUGUCUACACACAACACAGUCCGCUCUUAGAGACCACUUUACAGAACUUGAUCAAGGGAAGAUUGAAGGAUCAACAAUAUCCCUUUGUGGAGGGCGGUGGCUCUACUAAAGAUAAACCUCAAGAUGUUAUUGUAUUCAUCGUUGGCGGUGCCACUUAUGAAGAGGCCAAGAUGAUUGCAGAAUUAAAUGCGUCAAGCCCGGGCGUACGGGUUGUUUUAGGCGGUACAACGAUUCAUAACUCGGCGACGUUUCUGGAAGAGGUGGAUGAUGCUGUGAGUUCAUGGCCCGAGAGUCGAGGCAGAAGACCUUAUGAUGUCGUGGUUAUCGGAGGUGGUCAUGCUGGCGCCGAGGCAUGUGCUGCUGCUGCGAGAGCUGGCGCGCGAACAGCCUUGAUUACGCCCAAGAUGGAUAAUCUGGGAACGUGUUCCUGCAAUCCGAGUUUCGGCGGUAUCGGCAAGGGCACAAUUAUCCGAGAGAUCGAUGCGCUUGAUGGUCUAGCGGGGAGAAUUAUCGACAAGUCGGGCGUGCAAUUUCACGUCUUGAAUCGAAGGAAGGGCGCUGCUGUCUGGGGACCCCGCGCACAAAUCGAUCGCGACCUCUACAAGAAGCACAUGAAGGCCGAGCUCUCCUCCUAUCCGAACCUUUCGAUCGUACUUGACAGCGUGUCCGAUAUCGUUCUUACCCCUCAAGAUUCGACAGAUGGCGCAUCGAGUCGCAUUGCUGGAGUCCGUCUCGAAUCAGGUCAGGUUCUCCCAACAAGCAAAGUCAUCAUAACCACUGGAACCUUCCUCGGAGGCGAGAUACACAUAGGCCUAAAUGCGUAUCCGGCCGGCCGUCUUGGCGAGGCGGCCACAUUCGGGCUGAGCAAAUCGCUGCGUGAUGCAGGCUUUCAACUCGGACGACUCAAGACAGGCACACCUCCGCGAAUCGACCGAGAUAGCAUAAACUUUGACGUUCUGGAGAAGCAGUAUGGCGACGACCCACCAUCUCCAUUCAGCUACCUCAACGAGACAGUGGCAGUCCAGGAGCAGCUCACAUGUAGUGUGACGUACACAAACGAAGAAACCCACAAGGUCGUACGUGACAACCUCGACAAGACGAUCCACAUUCGAGAGACCGUAAGAGGCCCGCGAUAUUGCCCCUCUCUCGAAUCCAAAAUCAUCCGUUUCGCAGGCAAGACACGACACAUCGUCUGGCUUGAACCCGAAGGUUUUGAGAGUCCUGUCAUCUACCCCAACGGGCUGUCAAUGACUAUCCCUGAGGAGGCGCAGCAAGAGGUCUUGCGCACAAUUCCAGGGCUCGAGAACUCCAAAAUGCUUCAACCCGGAUACGGGGUUGAAUACGACUACAUAGACCCCCGUGGCCUCAAGUCGACAUUAGAGACAAAGGCCAUUAGCGGCCUCUACCUCGCGGGCCAAAUCAAUGGUACAACAGGGUAUGAGGAGGCAGCUGGCCAGGGUGUUCUCGCGGGUAUCAAUGCAGGACGUACCUCAAAGGGUCUUCCUGGUGUUUCUCUUGCACGAGGUGAUGGAUACAUCGGUAUCAUGGUGGAUGACCUUAUCACGAAAGGUGUCACAGAACCCUACCGAAUGUUUACCUCUCGUAGCGAAUUCCGCAUGGCAGCACGUGCCGAUAAUGCUGAUUUCCGCCUAACGUCAAAGGGCCAUGAAUGGGGUGUCAUAUCCGACAAGCGUUGGAGUAGCUAUCGUCAUGAACGAGAGCAGAUGGAUGGCCUCACAAAAGCCCUGCAGUCAGUAUCCCUUAGUCCAACCCAGUGGAUAGAAAAGGGUUUUUAUCUCAAACGCAACACUACCCGUCGAGAUGGCAUCGACAUGCUGCGUCUUUCAAGCACAACUACCCGCAUUGAGCUUGAGCAGCUUGCAUCAGUCGUGCCGAGUAUUAUGGACUAUUCGCCGCGUGUACGGAACCGUGUUGCAAUCGAGGCCUUUUACGCCCCGUACAUCAAAAUCGCCGAGACGGAGCGCAAACAGUUCACAAACGACGAGCGUGUGCGUAUCCCCCUCAGCCUCGACUACGACGAUAUCCCUGGUCUUGCACUGUCAGAGAAAGAGGCGCUUAAAAUUGCAAAGCCGGAGAAUCUAGCACAGGCAAGACGUGUUGAGGGUGUGACUCCUUCGGGAAGUCUGCGUCUACUCGCAUACGUUCGACGGAAGCCUGCUCGAAAUGUAUUGUCAGAGGUGACAGAGGUUAUAUGA